CAACCUGGAAACCUCAGCCCUCAGGAUCCCCACGAACACAGUAUCAUUGUAGCAAUGGGUCGCCGCGCCACAAGCUGAGGGCCAAACAAUGCCGCCUACUUGGAAUGAAAAUAUACACAAGUUUCCUGCUUAGUGAGUGGCCGUGAUGCACGAUGGCUCACCUCUGAAGUGUAGAUAUACAGUGUGCACCUUUUAAGUGAUCGCUGCGCCUCAUAUACGAGAAAAGAGUCAAGAUGUCUGUUUAUGCCUCACACUGCUGAUCUUGUCAUCAAAGUAUCUGGAGCUCAUUUGAGUGUCGACGUGGCGACCUUGAGUUUGUGCGGUGGUGCGUGAGUCACGGUGGCGUUUGGUAUGUGUCUUGAGGGCGUGUUGAGGGUGAUGGUGUCGGCGGCAGUGGUAACAGCAGCUGCAGCGGUUGAAGUUGUCCAUCAGAACUCUCCACACUUUCCCUCCAUCGCUGCCCCUGUUCCGUUCACCUCCCGCCCGACAAACGCACGAAUGGAAAGUGGCACUGAGGGUAAUGCGUCACAAGUGUUGGCACCGGAGAACACUGCUAGAGAUAGUCACGAGCAGGACAGCAAAGAUACAAUAUUGGGUGGUGAAGGGCACGCAGGCAGCUACAGCAGUGUGAGCUAUCUAGACGUCAACAGUAGUACUGGUAGUAACAGUUCACUAUUACGUUCCGAUAACAGAAUUGGAAACUGUAGUAUUGUCGGUGAUGGCGAUAACGUCGAGUCUGAAAUGUGCGAGCAGGAAGAGAAAGAUGGCGAGAACAGAGACGAGAUGUGGCAGGAGUGUCCAGGGCUGGCGAAGUCGCGGCUGGUGGAGGAAGGCUUUAGAAGAGCCGUGUCCUUGGGGCUGGAGCAAUGCGGACGGCUGUGGUGCAACCGUGUAGAAGGAAGUGAGGAGCGUCGACACCAUGGCGAGGUGUACUACGUCGUCCAACUUGGCCACGUGGCGGAGCACGAACACGAGUGUCUCCUUAACAUCAGUCGGAUGAUUGUGCUCCAUCACUCGUGGCCAAUGUGUGUCAGCGACUUCGUGUGCGCCACCAACCACUCCACCUUUGACAUGUCGGCAUCGGACUGUAUGCCAUGGCAGUGCUGGGCGGCGGAGACAGCAGUGUUAGUGUUCAUGGUGCUUGUGUCUACCUGUAUCGUGACCAUGAGUGUGGUGAUCAUGACGGUCAUCAUCGCCUGUCCACAGUUCCACAAGCCCAAGUAUUACCUUCGCUUUUCGCUCGCUGCCACUGACUUCUUAAUCGGUGUGAUUGUGUGUGGUCACGCCGCCUACAAUCAGUGGGUGGGUCUCACUGAAAUCCCUUUCGGUAGGUUUUUGGAGUACGCCAAUUUAAAGGCGGGGCAGCUGUUUCGCCACGUACCUAACUGCUUGUGGGGCGUGUCGGACGUGCUCACGCAGAUCAGUGGCUUCUUCGUGUCCUCCAACAUGAUCAUAUCACUCUACACUCUCUCCCUAAUGAGCCUCGACCGGUACCUGCUGCUCACGCGCACUCAUUACCGUACGCUCGUCACCUCCCGCCGCGUCGGUGUCGCUCUCCUGGUGUCAUGGAGCUGUGGUCUCUGUGUCCCGUCGCUACACUUUGUUUAUCGGCCUCAAAAGCAGGACGACAUAUGCGUCAACUACGACACAUCUUCGUUGGACGUACAUAUCAUCAACAACGAGAGCAAGAUCGCCACAGCAGACUACAAAGUGUACCUGAAGCAUGCAGUGCCGCUGAGCGUGACGGUGGUGGUGGUGGCCUUUCCCAUCAUCAUGCUCCUCGUCUUUUCCUUCAGGACGCUCCGCAAGUACAAUUCCUACACUCGGGACCGCUCGGUGCGGCAGGUCAAGUCGGCGCUUCAGCUCACUCAGAGCCACUGCUCACUCUCGCGGCAGGUGAGCAGCACUAGCCUGGCCGCCAUGGUGGCCCUCAGCCCGCUGGCCACCCCUGACCGCACACACUUGGCCACCGCCCGUGCGCCGCCUUCCUACUGCCACUCCUCGCCUCCUUCCUACAAGCUCAAGUUCAUUUUCGGGAAAAGGAAGCCAGAGAACAACGAUGGUAAAAUGUACGACACCAAGACAGCGGCCUCGUCCUUGAACCUCGCGCAGCGCCUCAGUGACAGGGCCCAGGACACGAUGAGCAACGGAGGCGUGGUGCAGGCUGAACCAGCAGCACAGGAGAAUGGCAGGGAACGAGAAGGCAGUGGCGGAGGAGAUGGAGUUAAUGGUAGAGGUGAAGGUAGUGGUGGAGGAGGUGGAGGGCGAGAGUCAAUUCUGGGGGCUCUGGGACUCCGUCGCCUGCUGGCCUCCCACUCCCACAGCGACCAUGUGGCUGCCACCAUCCGCCGCUUACGAGGGAGCGUGGUGCUGGGCGGCUGGGGAGCUGAGUGGAUGACGGGACGGGACCGAGAGAUUACUUGUACCGUACUGGUGAAUGUGGCCGUGUUCAUGUUUGCCUGCUUCCCACUCCUAGCAGUGGGCGGCUGGAUGAUGUUCCUCUACUUCACGCAGCAGGAGAGUAUCAACAACCGGGCUCCCCUCAAACAGCUGCUCUUCGUUGCCCCGUGGCUCAUGGCGCUCAACAGCCUCUGGAACGCCCUUCUGCACCUUGCCUACAAUCACAAGUUCCGCAGCGCCUCCGGACACCUCAUCUGGACAGCCUGCCGGAGACUCUGCCGAUUGUUCAAUGGCUGCGGCAAGGAAUGAAGGAAGGGUAGGCAAAUGGGAGUGGGAUGAUAGGUUGUGUAUUAUCGUAUUAGGGAACGUCUUAUUACUGUAUUACGAUACGUUUUUGCGAAGAUUUCAUUUCUAGUCAUGCAUAAACCGGUAAAAUGGAAUGUAACUUAAUGUUCAGUCGUGUUAUACGUAUUUGAAUGUGUAAUAUAGUUUAUGUAUAGGGUAGCACUUCCUCGGGGAAUAUAUACGUAUGAUUAAGUUUGAUGUGAUCAUUGCCGUCUAUCUAGCUUUUAUGUAGGCACUGUCUCCAUACUGUUGUUGUGUCGGAGGCUUGGCACCACUGCUCCUCUGGCCCACACUCCUCCCCUCCGUGAAGCCUCGAGUCAGUGUGGACUUCCGUCAAGCAGACACAAACAAACACAAACCUCAAUUAAUGCCUUAAACACCGAACGACUUAGAUGCUGACAACCAAGAACACACACACACACACUACCAUUACUGCUAUUACACGGUGGCUCGGUGUGAUAUACAACUAAGAAUUAACACCAUUCUUCUUACCUUGGAAAAGAUGUGAGGUCGAUCUUAAUCACGACAGCUUGGCGGGAGAGUUCGUACUCACUCUCUCAUAAUCAUGACUGGCACUAUGUUACACUGUUGCAUCGAUAUAACUUAAUUAGUAAUUAUCUCCUCUCAAAGAUAGAUACAACGACAAAAAACGCAGUACUUCCACCGCUGUAUACCGCUGUUUGUUCAGUGAGUGGUACAACCUUUCAUUAGAACAUUUAUUUAUUAACUCGUUAUACGAAUGACUCGCUCAGCACCUGAGUAGGGCAACUGAAAUAUACAAAAUAUUGUACAUGCAUCAUUUCCCCCUUGUCUCUUCGGUGAGUAUAUACCUAUAAUAUAUGGUGCUUGUAACGACGAGACGUGUGUGUUGUACGUAUUGACGUACCGUUGUUGUUUUGCGUGCACCAUUUCCACCUGCUCUGUGUCGACUAAUCAUGAAAAAUGAAAGCCAAAUAAUCGUUGAGCGUUGAUGAAUAUACGACCCUCUGUGUUUACCAGAAGAGACGAAGAGUAAUAGCCGACGAACCAGUGACUGGCAGCCGUAUACUGUGUACAUCAGGUGACGGAGGGACGGUGUGGUGGAGGUUUGAUGGUUAUACUAUUUGUAUACGUUUUAUAUGAAGUACAUUUAUCGGUUACAAUAUAGGAAAUCAGGUUGUCAUACAUGGACUGUUAAGAUAUAUUCAGAGCUAAAAACUACAGCGUUCAGACAAAACGUCUCCUCAUCCCCUCUCCCCCGCCGUUCGUGAGGGCCACACAAACACGGUUACGGCGCAUCCAAUAUGUGGCAAAGUAGUCAAGAGUUUCAAUAUUCCUCAGUAUUUCUGGCACUCAUUCCUUGGCUGAUUCAUUCAUUGAUCCUCGGUCCCCUCAUCAACACUACCCUAAGCAUCUAAUUAGCUUCUUUGAGAACGUACAAACAAAUUUGUGGCACCAUUCAUUAUAAAUAGAAGGCACCUUGAGAGAUGGCAUAAUUACGUGUUUUUAUGCCUCGCCUUGUUUACCUCUAAGAGUGUAG
Portunus trituberculatus (swimming crab) is the source of this 4264-nucleotide messenger RNA. RefSeq lists its product as uncharacterized. Gene Ontology annotation, molecular function: G protein-coupled receptor activity. Bases 352 to 2709 code for a protein of 785 amino acids. The transcript has 4 exons. The record is from RefSeq and is a predicted model, not a curated record. Lineage: Eukaryota; Metazoa; Arthropoda; Malacostraca; Decapoda; Portunidae. Gene Ontology annotation, cellular component: membrane. Gene Ontology annotation, biological process: G protein-coupled receptor signaling pathway.